AUGGCCGAGAAGCAGGAAGAAGAGGACGUUCCGAUCUCUUUACAAGGCUUGACAUGUCCACUGUGUCUUGGUAUCUUCGACGAUGCAACCCUCUUGACCUCUUGUGGACAUACCUUCUGUCGACCCUGUCUCAGGAAAUAUGACCUAUCCCACCAGGAUCUUGAUCACAUGGUCUGCCCUCUCUGCAGGACAGUGACGAAGUUGUCCUCAAACCGGGUCGACGAUCUCCUCCCCAAUGUAACGGUCAACGGACUCGUGGACGACCACCGUGCCAGGCCUGGAGGGGGCAGUGCGAUACUGGAGAUGCGGCAAAAGUGCACUGUCUGCAACCUCCAGGUAGAGGCCAUCGCUUUCUGCAGUACAUGCGAUGCAUACAUGUGUGAUCAAUGCUGCGUUGGCCACAAACAACAGAAGCUGUUAUUCGAAGGUCAUGAGAUCGUAUCUAUCCAGGAUAACGUUCAGGGAAAUUCUAAACCUGGUAGUCGCUCCGAGAAAUGUUCCGUCCACAGACAAGAGAACAAAAAUACUUUCUGUCAGGAUUGUAAGAUACGCGUCUGUUUCAAGUGCGUCAUCGUCGAUCAUCGAGAUCACAAGAUACAAUCACAUCAGGACUUCGAAAAGGAAAUGCAGGUUAAGGUGAGUGAUCUUCUCCAUCGUUGUGAAACAAAGAAAUCAGAACUGGAGAAGAACAUUCAGACUGUGGAGACACAUCGUCAUGAAGCACACACUGCUCUUCAGCUACUACGUGAAGAUGUCAGCCAAGCCUGUCGUACCAAGGUCAAGCAACUAGAAGAUAACCGACGUGUACUCGAUGAGCAAAUCGAUGCUCUGGAGCGUAGUUUUGAUGAAGCCCUCAACGUGGUCAAAUCGAAUGAUGAACAGAUGAUCAAGAGCAUUUGUAGUUCGGUAGAUCUUGUGGGUAAUGCUAGACUUGGAUGUCUUGAGGCGGACGGUCUGGUUGCUCACACAUUCCUUUGCGAAGAGAUCGAUGGCUUGGUAAAGGAGGUUCUUGAUCAAACUUCCGUAGCAUCCAUAAUGGAGAAGGCACAUAAGCAGAGAUUCAAGCCUGCAGAUGACACCAGUCUUGACCUUGGGGAUAUCUCAGAAACAGAGACUGAGGCUGUAUUGGAUGACAUGCUGAAGGGCGCUUCCGAUGACACUUCUGCAGCAACCAUAGGGGAGGAAGCCCAGAAGAAGAGGGCCCAGUUUGCGGAUGAGGACUUCACGACAGGGCUAUCCGUUCCCGAACCACCGUCCAAAAGUCAAUCGAAACUCUGUGUCAUUAAAUGUGUAGAUCUACGUGAUAAUUUCAAAGGGAUGACAAAAUACACCAAUAACUCAGUGGCAAUCACAUAUCAUAAAGCACAUGCCAUUCAUAUCUUUAAUUCAGAUGAAGAUUUACCGUGGACUUAUUCCAACAUUCCAAACGGUAUGAAAUGUAUUGAUCUUGCGUUUCAAAGUGACAUGACUCUAUGCGUAUCUACAGGUCAUACAAAGGUACACAGGUAUGGCCCCAAUGGCGUUCGGGAAUCUACUACCGAAGUGACAAGCAAUGGAUUUUAUUUGCGGUUGAGUAGGAGUCAAUCAGAUGAAAUUCUCAUAACCCAACAUUCAAAACAUGUCUCGAUCUACGACCCCUCGGGAAACACACUCAAACACGAUGUGCACACAAGACACAAUCACACUAACCAUGCAUCUGCGACCAAGUUGGGUUUGAUCGUCACAAGUUCUUGUUACAGCAAACAACGUGACAAUCCAAGGAUAGUGAGGGUCUAUGACAGGGAUGGGAAUUCCGGGAGGUAUCUAGAAACUCCACUUGGGGUCCACCUGUAUCCCGCCGUGGACGAGCAGGACAGGGUAUAUGUAGCGAAUGUUGAUCACAAUACCGGACACGUGCUGAUCAGGCUCUAUGACCUUGAUGCAUUAGACGAUACCAGGGAUUGCUCUUUCGGGGGUCUGGAGUAG
Molecule: messenger RNA, 1965 nt
Organism: Strongylocentrotus purpuratus (purple sea urchin)
Lineage: Eukaryota; Metazoa; Echinodermata; Echinoidea; Camarodonta; Strongylocentrotidae
Exons: 3
Coding region: 1-1965 (654 amino acids)
Biological process (GO): positive regulation of DNA-templated transcription
Cellular component (GO): nucleoplasm; chromatin
Molecular function (GO): zinc ion binding; ubiquitin-protein transferase activity
Source: RefSeq, a predicted model, not a curated record